GUUACCACGGGCGACAACUGGCGCUUCCCCGCUGAGCCCCCAAAUUGACCGCCGUCUCAUCCAACCUUCGAGGUUCAGCCCUUUAUCCUACAGUAUACUUGACCUCCUGCAACCUUUGCGAUUAAUACCGCGCGUCCUGCGUCCUCCUCCCACCAAUACCCCACGUACCAAACCUUUUUCGAGUUUAGCAUAACAGCGCGAUCCGGUCGAAACGGUACCUUGUUUCCAACCAUGGAGCCCGAUCUUUCGCACAGCAUCUCGCAUCACCCGCACGCCUUCAGAACGCAAUCUCAGUCGGCCAGCUCGAUUCAUCGACACCACCACCACCAUCAUCAGCAGCAUCAGAUGGGCGGGUCUGGAGCAGCAGCCAGUAGUACUGGAGUUGAAGCUACGGAUGGAGACGACCACGGCGUAACCAGGCACCGCGACGUCGAGGUAGAGAGCCAGCGAACCGGUCGCCUCCCGCUCGUCGGCGUCGAGCACGAUCCCUACGGACUAUCGCAGCGAUACAAGACCCCGUCGGAGCUAGCGGCCAUCAAGGCAAACACGUCUAGGAAGCGCGAUGCCGCCCGGCCCGACUCGGACUCCGCGGGCGUUGCCAGCACGGGCACGGGUGGGGCUUCAGGGUCCGGGUCCGGCUCCAAGGGGCACGGAUCCGGGUCAAAGUGGAGACCGUCCAUCGGCCGCUCCGCUUUGCAAGCCCGCCGCGUCCGGGGCUUCUACGAGGCCCAGAACGAGACCAUCGAGCGCAUGCUCAAGACCGUAGAAGAGCAUGUUGCCGAGGCGCGCCAGGAGCAGGGCGACGACCACCUCAAGUAUCAGAUCGCGGUCUGGGGCUCUCUGGUCGCCAACCUCAUCUUGACCGUGCUCCAGGUCUACGCGGCCAUCUCUUCGGGUUCGCUCUCGCUCUUCACCACCAUGGCCGACGCCAUCUUCGACCCGCUCAGCAACGUGACUUUGAUCUUUUCCAACCGGGCCGUGAACCGGGUCGACCCAAACCGUUUCCCCUCGGGCAAAGCCCGCCUGGAGACGGUCGGCAACAUCACUUUCUGCUUCAUCAUGUCGGCCGUCUCGGUCGUGCUCAUCGCUUUCAGCGCGCAGGAGCUGGGGCAGCACCACAAGGGGGACGGCACCAAGGAUUUCCAUCUGCCCAGUGUCAUCGCCGUGUGCGUCGCCUUCGCCACCAAGUUCUCGCUCUUUCUCUAUACCUGGUCGCUGAAGGACAAGUACAGUCAAGUGCGCAUCCUCUGGCAGGACCACCGCAACGACCUGCUCGUCAACGGCUUCGGUAUUCUCACCUCGGUCGGCGGCGCCAAGCUGGUGUGGUGGCUCGACCCGGCGGGCGCCAUCUUGUUGAGCGUCAUCAUUUCGGUCAUCUGGCUGCGCACCGCGUUUACCGAGUUUUUGCUGUUGGUGGGCGUGACGGCCAGCGUGGAGAUCCAGCAGCUGAUUACCUAUGUUUGCGUCACGCACUCGCCUUUGAUUAAACAGAUCGAUACCGUGAGGGCCUACCACUCGGGCCCGAGGCUGAUUGCGGAGGUGGACGUGGUGAUGGACCCGGACGCGAGCCUGAGGGAGACGCAUGAUGUGGCGGAGGAGUUACAGAUGAAGCUGGAGAGCUUGCCGGAUGUGGAGAGGGCGUAUGUCCAUGUUGACUACGAGACUACGCAUAAGCCGGAGCAUGCUUACAAGAAGGAUUUGUAGGUCUUUUGGUUUGUAUGUAUGAAGGUGAGCCUAGGCACAGCUGUUUAUGGAGAUGAAGAGCGUGACGAUGAGCACGUUGGGCUACUUGAACGAUUAUUGGCAUUUAUUAUCUGAUGUAUAAUGGAUUAUUGUGU
Molecule: messenger RNA, 1838 nt
Organism: Neurospora tetraspora
Lineage: Eukaryota; Fungi; Ascomycota; Sordariomycetes; Sordariales; Sordariaceae
Product: cation efflux family-domain-containing protein
Exons: 1
Coding region: 232-1704 (490 amino acids)
Biological process (GO): transmembrane transport; monoatomic cation transport
Cellular component (GO): membrane
Molecular function (GO): monoatomic cation transmembrane transporter activity
Source: RefSeq, a predicted model, not a curated record